AUGAACUCGGAAUUUGAAAAUCUGUUUGCUGCUCUUACAGAUGAGCAAAGAGGUAUUUAUGAAAAAAUUAUGCAAGCUGUGGAGUCUCUGAAUCCUGCCGUUUUCUUCCUUCAUGGUUAUGGUGGUACCGGAAAGACAUAUAUGUGGAGAACACUCGCAACAGCUUUAAGAUCAAAACAUGAUAUAUGUUUAAUUGUUGCAACUAGCGGUAUAGCAUCUUUGUUACUUCCAGGAGGUAGAACUCCACAUUCAAAGUUCAGGAUAUCGGUACCAACUAUGGACAAUUCUACUUGCAAGGUUGAAUUCAACGAUGAUGUUGCAGACAUGCUACGACAGACAAAGCUUAUAAUAUGGGAUGAGGCACCAAUGGCACAUAAGUAUGCAAUAGAAUCGCUUGACAAAACUUUGAAAGAUGUUAUGAGUGCAAACAAAAAUUCCAGCGAUGUAUUUGGUGGAAAUGAUGUUGUUUUUGGUGGUGAUUUUAGACAGAUUUUACCUGUCGUCCCCAGAGCCAGUCGUUCCGAUAUUGUACAGUGUGCCAUAAAUGCAUCUUACAUAUGGCAUUCAGUUGAGGUAUUAACAUUGACAAGAAACAUGUGGCUUCAAACAGGAUCAACGCAGACUGAUAAAAAUGAAAUAGCACAGUUUUCAGAUUGGCUUUUAAGAAUAGGAGAGGGUCGAAUAUCUGAGCCUAAUGACGGCACCGCCGAAAUCGACAUACCACCUGAUAUUUUGAUAACAGAAUUUGAUGAUCCAAUUGUGGCCAUUGUCAAUACCACAUACCCUGAUUUCUUAAAUAAUUUCCAGUCCGUUGAUUACCUUAAAAGUCGAGCAAUACUGGCCUUUACACUGGAGAUCGUUGAUCAGAUCAAUGACUAUAUACUUAACUUAAUGCCAGGAGAAAUUCGUGACUACUACAGAGCAAAUUCAGUUGACAAGUCUGAGAUUCAUGACCCAACAGUAGUUGAUAUCCUCACGCCAGAAUUUCUAAGUUCCCUCCGAACAUCAGGUUUGCCUAACCAUCACUUAAAACUAAAGGUUGGGACACCUAUAAUGCUCAUGAGAAACAUAGAUCAAUCUGAAGGUUUGUGUAACGGCACAAGGCUGUGCAUAACAAAGAUGGCAGCCCAUGUACUCGAGGCUUCAAUAAUGGGCGGUAAAGGUUUGGGAAAUUUGGUUUACAUACCUCGAAUGGACAUGUCACCAUCCCAAUCCCCAUGGCCAUUCAAACUGAAUAGAAGACAGUUCCCUAUUAUAGUUUCCUAUUCUAUGACAGUCAACAAAUCACAGGGACAGUCAUUGGAUAACGUCGGUUUGUACUUACCAAGAGAUGUAUUUACACACGGCUAG
Messenger RNA from Vicia villosa (hairy vetch), 1350 nucleotides. RefSeq lists its product as uncharacterized. The coding region runs from base 1 to 1350 and encodes 449 amino acids. Gene Ontology annotation, molecular function: DNA helicase activity. Gene Ontology annotation, biological process: DNA repair; telomere maintenance. The record is from RefSeq and is a predicted model, not a curated record. NCBI's taxonomy places the organism in Eukaryota, Viridiplantae, Streptophyta, Magnoliopsida, Fabales, Fabaceae. The transcript has 3 exons.